Molecule: messenger RNA, 4003 nt
Organism: Fukomys damarensis (Damara mole-rat)
Lineage: Eukaryota; Metazoa; Chordata; Mammalia; Rodentia; Bathyergidae
Gene: Mpzl1
Product: myelin protein zero like 1
Exons: 6
Coding region: 16-897 (293 amino acids)
Cellular component (GO): membrane; focal adhesion; cell surface
Source: RefSeq, a predicted model, not a curated record
GAGUUUUGUUUUUUAAUGGCUGAGAUUUCAAAAGAUAGAUCUCCUUUGAUAUUUUUCUUGCCUGAAAAGGAAGAAAACUCUUCGAAGAAACCCGUGAGUCUCCUGCAAGCUGAGGUGUCGGCCUUGGAGGUGUACACACCGAAAGAGAUCUUCGUGACCAACGGGACGCAGGGGAAGCUGACAUGCACGUUCAGGUCCAGCAGCACGACGAGCAAGCUGACCUCCGUCUCCUGGAGCUUCCAGCCCGAGGGAUCGGACGCCACCGUGUCGUUUUUCCACUACUCCCAAGGGCAAGUGUACCUUGGGAAUUACCCACCAUUUAAGGACAGAAUCAGCUGGGCUGGGGACCUGGACAAGAAAGAUGCAUCAAUCAACAUAGAGAAUAUGCAGUCUAUACACAACGGCACCUACAUCUGUGAUGUCAAAAACCCUCCCGACAUUGUGGUCUGGCCUGGACACAUCAGGCUCUAUGUGGUGGGCAAAGAUCAUCUGCCCAUGGUGGUGGGUAUAGUGUCUGCGGUGGUCCUAGGCAUCAUUCUGUUCGUCAGCGUGAUCCUGGCCGUGCUCUAUCGACGGAAAAACGCUAAACAGGAUUACGCUGGUCCCAUCACCUGCAGUGCAUCAGAGAGUUUGUCACCCAGUAAGGAGGCUCCACAGACGUCCCGCUCCGACACAGAGGGUCUAGUAAAGAGUCCUCCUUCCGGAUCGCACCAGACUACAAGCCUAUUGCUUGGUGCCACCCAAACCCAGGUCAGUUUUUCCCCUUCAGCGCGUCCAUCAUCCACACUCAGAAUUAUGUGGCUCAAUCAGCGGACUACUCCAGCAUCACAUACCCAUGAUCUAGUCACUUCCAAAGGCCCCACCGAUGAGUGCAUGAGGUUUUGCAGGGACAUCUAAAUACAAGCCUCAACAACCCACCUCCAGCAGUAUGAUUGUUUUUGUGGUACCAAGGGGCUUUGCACUGAGCUGCAUUCCCAGUCUUCUUUUUAGUUUCUAUUUUGAGAUGGUCACGCUAAGCUGCCCAAACUGGCUUUGAAAUUGCAAUCCUCCUGCCUCGGCCACCUAAGUGCUGGUAUCAGGUGUGCAUCCCUGCACCUGGCAGUUUUUAUGUGGUAGUAAAGGAGGUGUUACAGGUAGAACUCCGAGUUAAUCGGUCACUACUGACAACUAAAAGACAUGCCAUGCAGUUUGUUUCUUGUGAUAGUUUCAGUCAUUAAGGCCUACCUGUAUAGUACAUAGUUGGGUGAAAAUACAGCCAAAAAGAAUUUUCACUUAAUUUCUGUAAUUUUUUGGGGGAUUUAAAAAAAAAAAAGGAUGAGGAAUGUGAAUGCAAGGAUGUACAAUUAAAACAGCCAAGUUAGUGUGGGUUUUGUCGCCAUUGCUCCCUUCUUUCUUUGUCUUUACAAAUCGCAUGUGGUGGCAAUGGCAGGUUCGUUUCUGAGCUGGCCCUGUUUCCUCUGGUCCCCCUGCAGUCCUGAGCAGCCAGUGGCUGUCCAAGUCGCCGUCCUGUGGCAUGUUCCACAGAGACCAGGUCACCUGCAGCACCAGGCUUCGGUGAGCUCCUCCAAUCUGUGAUUGGCCCACAUCAUCCGGUUCCCGCGGACCCAUUCUCUCAGCCAAUCCUUCAUCCGGCCCUUAGCUCUUGCCAGUUCACAAAGUCCCUAACGUGAGACCUUAUUACUUUCUAAGGGGAAAGGAAUGGGAAUCACAUGAAACAGUGGCAAACAACUGGAAGAAAACCACAUCCCUUGUUUCCCUGGUCACUUUCAGCAGCCUGCUGCGUUCUCUUGCCAUGGAAGACAGUCUUGUCUCCCCCAAGUGGACUCACUGGUAUAGUAAUGCUGGCUGGCUGGUGCACAUGCGUUCUGUAUUGUUUUUCUUCUUUGCUUUGUUCAUUUUCCCUUUGCACGGUGUUUCCGUUCUCUAUUGCUGUGUAAAAUCACCCUAAAACAAAGUGGCUUGAAUCCACCAUUUCUGUCUUUGGCUGCCCAUCUGCAGAGUGGCCAGCGGGCCUUUCAUCUGGCUCACUGGGUGCAUCUGCCCUUGCUCAGAAGGUUGAGUGGGUGCUGCACAGUCGGCGGUGCUCUUCCCCAGAGCUGACGGCUGGGCCCAGUAUUUCUCAUUGGCCAGCGCUGUGGCGUGGCUUCUUCACAGGUGGUGGUGGCCAUGUGGGUCCCAAGAUCAACAAGAGAUGACUGGACCGAUCUGCAAAGCCUACUGAGGUCACCGUUGCAGUGUCAUUCUGUCUCCUUCUGUUGGUCAGAGUAGGUCCCAAGACUGGCCCAGAGUCAAAGAGCAGAGAAAUCCAUUCUUCCCCUGGACAGAAAGAUGAUUCAUGGCAUUAUAUUGCAAAGGCUGCCUUUGCAGUCAGAAAAGCAUUGUCAGUCCUUGAGGGUCUUGAGAGAUUGUGGUGUGGGACUUUAUUAAUAAUCUAGGAGGCUAUAUAUCUUAAUCUUCAGAAGUCUAUCCUGUUAACUUCUUUGUUUGCUUUUUUAUUGCCAUUUCCUUUUGUUACCUUGAGGCUUUCUGGGAUGAAUCAGGAGGGUCUCUGUAUGAUUCAGGAUGAACGAUGCGAGCUGCUGAUUUUACCCACAGUGGACCUUGGGGAGAAUAUCUGCACACGGAACACCAUGCCUGGAGUUUGACAUUUUGGUUUCCUUGCUCAGUUACUUCAUUUUAAAGUGUAUUUGUGUAUAUGUUGAUAGUAAUAUUAAUGCGUAUUAAAUGCUAACUAGUUAUAUAUGAUUGUCCUCUUAUUUACAUCUCAGAGCAAUGAAAGGUCUAGGUACUGUUAUUAAUGCCAUUUUAGAGAUGAAGAAGCUGAUGUUUAAAGGUUCAAGAUAUACUUGAGGCCACGUGGCAGGUGCUGUGCUGUCCCAGUGAAGAAUUUCAACGUGUGCGUGGGCGCUGCUCUGCCCCAGCUCAGAUGCGCCUGGUUAUUCUGUAACUCCGCUGGGGCUGUCCCUCCUCGGGAAGUCGGGGUGCCUGCAUGCCAUGGGCUCGCAGCUCACACACUGAAGGAUGUGGGGUGCAUGCGUUGCUUUUGGCUGCUGAGUUUAUGACUUGAAAGUUGAGAGCUUAAGUACGUCAUUGGAUUUUUCAGCAACAGAUCCCUGGGUUGGAAGAGAGGUUGUCAACUUUGGUGUAUAUUAAAUUUCUUUUUUAAAACCAAGGUUGUUCUAUUGUUAUUUUUGUUUAGUUGGAAGGGACUGAACCUGCCUGACGUUUGAGCCCAUGGCCUCUGCCCAGGCCUCUUUGCCCGAGUCAGGUCCUGGCUCUGCCCAGCAGCGCAGGUGUCCCUGGAGUCAGGGGUUGGCCCUGACAGCUCUCUGGGACAUUAGCUUCUUCUUUACUGCCAGGAGGAUGCUUGGGGUGUAGCUCAGUGACAGAGCUCCACGCCCUAGGGCUCAAUUUCCCGACACCAAACAGAACAGGAAAAAAAAUUCAAAAAGAAACCAAAUUGAUUCCAUCUUUACUCAGUGUGCUAGGUUUUAUGUGGAUUAUUCAUGGUCUUCAGUGGGUUCCACAUCGAUAGAAAUAUUCAUCUUGGUCUCAGAGAGCUCUGAUUCAGUGCAAAGAUCGAAGAGUUCUGCAGUAGAUAUUUAAAAAUGGGACAUUUCUAAGAAGGAAGAGUAUAUUCGUACAGACGUUUUCUUUCUUUUUUUUUUAAUUAUUAAUUUUAUCGGUACAUCUUAGAUAAACAAUAUAAUGGCUUUCGUCACUGGGAAUUUGCGCCUUUCUAUCUUGGUUCUUAUUUGUUUCCCAUUCCCCUGCCCACCCUUCAACCACUAGAAAUUUUCAGUAGUAUAGAGAAUGAUGUAGCAGAUCCAGCUUUAACAAUUUCCAGGGUAUGGCUGACUGUGUUUUAAAGCCCACCCUGGAAGUACUGUUCAGCAGCGGGGAGUCUGCUUUGGAACCAUGGUGUUGCUAUUUUAAGGAUUGCUUCCACUCCUGUUCCUGCAGGCACCGUCAGCUUUUCCAAACCUCUAAUUCUGCGUCUCCU